AGUCUCGUUUCAGUGAACUCAAAUUGCUAAGAAAUUGCUCAUCAAUGGCGGCUACAGGGGAAGAGAUGACGACGCCGACGAAGGAAGGCACAAACUUAUUGGGGAAGCCAAAGUAUAAGAAUCUCGAGAACGGGAGAUUCAGAUGCGUGCAGACGGGUCACGAGCUACUCGAGAAAGACAAGAAGGUCUAUUCACAGAGUAAACGGUGCCGUUUAGGUCUUAUCGAUCAUGCCUUAUCCCACAACAAGCCUCCUCUCAACUUGUUCGAACAAGAUCCUAAGUCUCGUUCGAAACUGAUAUGUAAGCUUACGGGUGAUACGGUAAACAAGACUGAGGAACAUAUUUGGAAGCAUAUCAAUGGACGGCGCUUCCUCAACAAAUUAGAGGAGAAGGAACGAGAGAAAGAGUCUGGAUCUAUUCCAGAGGAGGGUGGAGAAACGCCGGCGAAGGAGAAUGGCAUAAAGCAAGAAAAGAAGAAGAAUAAAAAGAAGAAGAAGAAUAAGAAGAAGAAAAACAAGAAGUCAGAUGAAACGGAACAGAAUGGAGAGGAUGUUAGUGAUGAAAUCGAACAUGAAAAUGAUGAAGAUGCUGAGGAGCUUGACUUUUGGAUGCCCCCAGAUGGAGAGAGGUGGGACUUUGAUGAUGGAGGAGACCGGUGGGGAUCAGAUUCAGACUCGGAAGAGGAAAAGAAUGGGGAAGAAGAUCCAAUGGGUGAAAUCGAUGAAGAUGAAAAGAAUAGUUUGGAUGACUGCAUAAUAGGGGAAGUUGAUGAAGAUGGCGAGAAUAGUUUGGAUGGGACUCCUGCAAGCAGGAAAAAGAGGAAACCUGAAGAAUUGAGUUCCAAUGGCCUUUCGAAGAAGAAGAAAAACAAGAAGAAUAAGGUCAAAACAACGUCAUAAGUCUGAUCUGAUUUCUCUCUCUCUUUUGUUCUUCAUGUUUUGUGUAUUUCACUUUGUACUCUGUAUUUCAAUUCAUGGGCUCAGUUUUGAUAUUA
This is a messenger RNA of Eutrema salsugineum, 994 nucleotides long. Its product is annotated as FK506-binding protein 3. The record is from RefSeq and is a predicted model, not a curated record. Lineage: Eukaryota; Viridiplantae; Streptophyta; Magnoliopsida; Brassicales; Brassicaceae. Bases 45 to 899 code for a protein of 284 amino acids. The transcript has 5 exons.